AGUAAAAUAAAGAAAAAAGCAAUUAAACGUCACUUUGGUGUAGACUCAUCAGCGUCGGUUCGAAUCAGUUGAACCAAUCUUGAAACUUACCAAUCGAACACAUUAUUAGAACGCCGCUUUGCUUCCAUAAUCACCGGUUCGAGUUUGUUCUCCGAUGACGAGACCGUCGAGAGACGCCAUUCAGUCUUACAUGAGCAUCACCGGCGCCGAUGAGUCACUCGCCAUUCAGAGUCUCGAGGAACAUGGCAAUAAUCUCACUGAGGCCAUCAAUGCUCACUUCAGGGAUGUGGAGAGAAGCAUUCUUGAUCCAAGCUCAGACACUCGUCCAGCAUACAAUGCUGUGGAAGAUAACAGUCAUCAUGUUCGUAGUGGUGGUGGUGGUAGCGAGUCUAGGCCAGUUCCAGGCGGACUUCCAUCUCUCCUCUCUGCUGCUCGCUCUUUUAGACCUUCGUUGCUUCUAGAUCCCAACUACAGGAGAAGUCUUCUUAGGCAGCUCAGUGGCUCUGCUUCUUCUCCCCCUCCAUCAUCUCACACGGGAGAAGUCACAGGGUUCCCUGCUAACUCUACCUGGGGUGCUGCUAAUGAUCAGAUUCGCCCUCAUGGACUUGGAGAUGUCGGAGGAGACGGUUAUGCUAGACAUUCACCAAGCUAUUAUGGAUCUCAAGUCUAUGGUGGAACAACACAUAGGGAUGCUGAGUCACCUGUGUAUCAAAACGAUGCGGAAGAAGAAAUGAUCAGAGCUGCCAUUGAGGCUUCAAAGAAAGACUUUCAAGAGGGUCGUGACAAUGUUCCAUCUAGCGUUUUGUCUUCGAGAGAGGCUAUUAACAAGGAAGACGAGGACAUUGCCCGUGCGAUUUCUAUGUCGAUAGAGAUGGAAGAGCAAGAGAGUGUAAUGCGAGAGCAACUAGCUGAACUUAUGCCUCGCUCCGUUGAGCAGUCUAAUACAAAUGAAAGUAGCAGAUAUAACCCGGGGAGCUCUACAUUGCAAGACAAGCGUGAAGAUAUUAAACAAAAGCAGCCAAUUGAUGUUAGCUCUCAGCACGGACAUGAAGCUUCUUAUCCUGAAGAGUGGGGUGGCAUUCCGUCAAAAGAGCUACAGGAGGCAAUAAUGCUGGAAAAGGCACUCUUUAGUGGAGUAGCUAGAGAAAAUACUUCACAUAAUAAUCAGCCUGGAACUCACAUGGAGUCACAAUCUUCCGAUAAGAGGGCCAUUGGAGAGAGAUCUUCCAUUACGAAGAAGGAAGCACUUCCCAUAGAGCCAUCAGUGGAUAAUGAAGAUGCCAUCACUCUACUUGUUAGAAUGCCAGAUAGCAGCCGUCAUGGUCGUCGCUUUCUCAAAUCAGACAAGCUUAAGUACCUUUUUGACUUCAUAGAUGCUGCUGGACUAGUCAAACCAGGCACAUAUAGAGUGAUUAGAGCAUAUCCUCGACGUGCAUUCAGCCUUCAAGACGGUGCCUUAACCUUUGAGGAACUGAGCCUCACCAACAAGCAAGAAGCGUUGUUUCUGGAACUACUGAUAUAGUAGUAGUAGCAAUGUGUACCUCUGAGAUGAUGAUAGCAGAAACUAGUUGAGGUCAAUGUACUGUAAGCCUUUAACCGCUUUCGUAGCUUUGGACCCAACGCAUGAUGGUUACACAGUUUGUUGUAAACUCUCGUAUGUUUUUGCUAAUGUUGAAUCUCCGGUUUGAAACACUUUAUACUGGCAUUUACAAAUAUAUAUUUAAGGCCCAA
Brassica oleracea var. oleracea is the source of this 1731-nucleotide messenger RNA. Its product is annotated as plant UBX domain-containing protein 9. Lineage: Eukaryota; Viridiplantae; Streptophyta; Magnoliopsida; Brassicales; Brassicaceae. The record is from RefSeq and is a predicted model, not a curated record. Gene Ontology annotation, molecular function: ubiquitin binding. The transcript has 10 exons. Bases 155 to 1522 code for a protein of 455 amino acids.